AUGGAGUACGACCCCAUGAAUCUGGACGGAAAUGGCGAGCUGGCGCCAAAGCAGAUGGAGGUCAAGAUCACAGAGGCAGACAAUCACCAUGUCAACUUCAACCUUGCCAAUGUCGAUCUCUCCCUUGCAAACGCCCUGCGCCGAGUCAUCCUCGCCGAGAUACCGAUCAUGGCUAUCGACCUGGUCGAGAUAGAGGAGAACAGCAGCGUGCUGGCCGACGAAUUCAUUGCGCACCGCCUCGGCCUGCUGCCGCUAAACUCCAAGAAUGCCGACGAUGUCCUCUAUACCCGUGACUGCGAAUGCGAACAGUACUGCGAAAUGUGCAGCGUCAAGAUCACCCUACAUGCGAAGUGCACCACCGAGGGUGAAAUCAUGAAAAUCUAUGCCCGCGACCUCGUUGUCGACCCUAUGCGCCCCAACGAGUGGGUUGGCAACCCCGUCAUCACAGACCCAGAUGGCCAGGGACCGUUGAUCGCGAAACUGCGAGAGGGUCAGGAGUUGAAGUUGACAUGCAUUGCAAAGAAGGGAAUCGCAAAGGAGCAUGCAAAGUGGGCCCCUACUGCGGCUGUUGGAUUCGAAUACGACCCGCACAACAAACUUGGUCACACGGACCUGUGGUUCGAGGGAAAGGGCGAGGGCGCAAGGCCUGAGCACGAGUGGCCGGAGAGCAAGUACGCCGCGUUUGAGGAACCGCCCCAGCCCGGUGAGGUAUUCAAGUUUGACGCUGUCCCCGAGAAGUUCUACUUCGAGGUCGAGAGUGCCGGUAACCUGGAGCCGGACGCCAUCAUCCAGCAAGGCAUCAUGGUCAUGCAGCAGAAGCUUGCUGGCUUGAUACAUGGUCUGAGUGAGGGCGAUAACGCUGGUGACUACGGCGGUCCUCGCAGCCCCGAUGGCAUGAACGGCGGUGAUCCCUGGCAAGAUCAGGGCUACACCACGCCCUACGGCACCGGUGACUUCGGGGGAGCCACUUCCUACGGCACCACUACGCCCUACGGCAAUCCAGGACAGAAUGGCUAUUAG
This is a messenger RNA of Diaporthe citri, 1020 nucleotides long. RefSeq lists its product as uncharacterized. The coding region runs from base 1 to 1020 and encodes 339 amino acids. The record is from RefSeq and is a predicted model, not a curated record. The transcript has 3 exons. NCBI's taxonomy places the organism in Eukaryota, Fungi, Ascomycota, Sordariomycetes, Diaporthales, Diaporthaceae. Gene Ontology annotation, cellular component: RNA polymerase II, core complex. Gene Ontology annotation, biological process: DNA-templated transcription. Gene Ontology annotation, molecular function: protein dimerization activity; DNA binding; DNA-directed RNA polymerase activity.